CAUAAACAAAUCAACUAGGUCAACUACUUCAUCCUCUCACUCUCUCUCUACAUUAACUAAAAAUCAUUGCUUUUCUAUCAAACAGAGAAAACACACACACACACACACACACAAAAAAAAAAAAAAAAAAGAGAGAGAGAGAGAGAGAGAGAAGCUAGAGAUGAAGACAUGUUUUAAUAUUUUUGCCUUGUUUUUCUUCGUCCAAAUAUUGAGUUCUCAAGUAGAUUGUCAAGUCACAGAUUCAUGUAAUUCCAAUCUUAACCUCAAAAACAAACCUCUCUUUGAUACUUCUUCUUUUCAUUGUGUUUCAGUAUGGGCUGCACAAAACUAUAUCCUAAGAUAUAUGCAAACGGAUACAAAAGUAUGGAGCUUUGUACUAUCAGCACCCAAUUCCAAUUCAUACAUAGGGAUGGGAUUUUCACGAGACGGGAAAAUGGUGGGGUCCAGUGCGAUUGUAGGGUGGGUGAGCACCGACGGAUCUUCCACCGUGAAAAGAUAUUUUCUGGGCGGACAAUCGCCGGAGGAAGUUGUGCCCGAUCAGGGAAAUCUUCAACUUGUGAAUGUGACAUCCUCUAUUAUAGCUGAAAAUUCAAGGAUUUAUAUGGCUUUUCAAUUGAAUACUGAAAUGCCCAGUAAUCGCUUAAUUUACUCACUUGGCCCUAAUGGACGGCUGCCUUCCCCCGUCAACUACCAGUUGUCCCAACAUCGGGAACAUACNGUCAACUCAAUACAUAUUUUCGAUUUUGAAAGCCUUUUUUGGGUUAGACGAUUUUUGUUGGAAAAUAAAGUUGGGUAG
Messenger RNA from Nicotiana tabacum (common tobacco), 796 nucleotides. NCBI's taxonomy places the organism in Eukaryota, Viridiplantae, Streptophyta, Magnoliopsida, Solanales, Solanaceae. The record is from RefSeq and is a predicted model, not a curated record.